Molecule: messenger RNA, 2761 nt
Organism: Rubroshorea leprosula
Lineage: Eukaryota; Viridiplantae; Streptophyta; Magnoliopsida; Malvales; Dipterocarpaceae
Source: the annotation of a GenBank genome assembly
CCAUCCACAAGUUAACAGAAUCUCCCUGUCAUUUGACUCCCUCUUUUUGCCCUUCUCUUCCCCCUGUUUUAUAUUGUAAAUUCUAUCAAAUUCUGGGUUUCAUUCAGAUCUGAUUAAUGGGUUUGCACCUAUCCUGGUAGUGAUUCUAGGCAUGUUGUAAAGUUUCAAUCUUUUCUCUUUCUCUAUCAUGUGCAAACCAGAAGUGUGCUGAUUAGGAGGGCCUGGAAAUUCAAGCAAGUGAAUAAAUAUUAUGCCUUUGAAUUAAAUUUUUGAGCCAUGUAUUAUUGUGAAUAAUUUCAUCAAAUGGGUCAAUUUGGGAUAUUGAUUUUGAAUCUUCAUGGUUUUUGUGUUGAUUUAACCCCUUGAUGGCAUUGGACUUGGUUUGUAGACAUACAUGCUAUAGCAAAACCUGGGUUUGGGUUGAUCAGGACUACAGACUGAAGUUUUAAUUAGCAGUAGAAACUAGAAAGGAUCUAUGGAUCAUGUGUUUUGAUUUUUUUUUCUUGCUCUUGAUUUAAGCUCUUUAUUAGAUAUUUAAUGGCUUUUUCAUCUGAGCCAUCCUCUUCUUUGAGCUUUACUUCAUCUUCUCAUCUGUCAAAUGGUUCUACCACUCCCAACAUUUCCUCUUAUUCAGGCUCUGAAACUAGUCCCAAUCUUGAAUUGUUAUGUCUAAGCAAGCUCAGUUCUCAUUUAGAGCAACUUCUGGUUGACAAUGAUUGUGAUUAUAGUGAUGCUGAGAUAGUCGUUGAGGGUAUUUCUGUUAGUGUUCAUAGAUGUAUUUUAGCCUCCAGGAGUAAGUUCUUUCAUGAGCUAUUCAAGAAAGGAAAUGGAUCUUCCGAGAAAGGAGGAAAACCAAAGUAUAACAUGAGUGAGUUUUUGCCUUAUGGCAAGAUUGGAUAUGAAGCGUUUCUGAUUUUCUUGAGCUACUUAUACACUGGCAAGCUCAAGCCUUCUCCAAUGGAGGUGUCAACCUGUGUAGAUAAUACAUGUGCUCACCAUGCCUGUUCACCCACCAUUAAUUUUGCAGUGGAGUUGAUGUAUGCGUCAUCCAUAUUUCAAGUACCCGAGAUGGUUUCUCUGUUUCAGCGAUGUCUUCUAAACUUUGUUGAGAAGGCUUUUGUAGAAGAUGUUAUCCCAAUCCUUGUGGUUGCCUUCCAUUGCCAAUGUAGUCAACUUGUUUCUCAGUGUGUUGACAGGGUGGCACGGUCAGAUCUUGACAUUGUCUCAAUUGAGAAAGAACUUCCUUAUGAAAUUGCUGAGAGUAUUAGAUUGCUUCGAGUGAAGACUCCAACAGAUGAUGAAGAUGACAUGGUGCCUGUUGACCCUUUUCGUGAGAAGAGAAUCAGGAGAAUACUCAAAGCAUUAGACUGUGAUGAUGUUGAACUUUUAAAGCUUCUUCUGACUGAGUCUACCAUAACCUUAGAUGAUGCACAUGCCCUCCAUUAUGCUGUAGCAUAUUGUGAUCCUAAGAUGGUGUCUGAUGUUCUUGGCCUGCAGUGGGCUGAUGUAAAUCUGCUAAAUUCUCGUGGUUAUAGAGUUCUUCACAUUGCUGCAAUGCGUAAAGAGCCAUCAAUAAUAAUGUUACUUCUGACAAGAGGGGCUUCUGCUUCAGAAUUGACACUUGAUGGACGUAGUGCUAUUAACAUCUGUCGGAGGUUGACAAGACCAAAGGAUUAUCAAGCAAAAACAGAGCAAGGGAAGGAAACAAAUAAUGACCGGAUAUGCAUUGAUCUUCUUGAGAGAGAAAUGUGGGGGAAUCCCAUGGCUGGGAACAUAUCUGUCACCUCUCAAACACUGGCUGAUGAUCUGCACAUGCAACUUCUGAACCUAGAGAACAGAGUGGCACUUGCACGAUUGUUUUUCCCAACUGAAGCCAAGCUAGCCAUGUACAAUGCAAAUGCUGAGACAACAUUUGAGUUUGCUGGUCUUUCUGCAUCAAAAGGUUCAGGUGGGAAAUUCAGGGAGGUUGACUUAAAUGAGACACCCAUCAUGCGGAACAAAAGACUUCGUUCCAGGGUGGAGACCCUUAUGAAAACAGUGGUGUUGGGCCGGCGCUAUUUCCCGCAUUGCUCAGAAGUGCUGGAUAGAUUCAUGGAAGAUGACCUUCAGGAGUUAUUUUACCUUGAGACUGGCACUCCAGAGGAGCAGAAAAUAAAGAGAACACGUUUCAUGGAGCUUAAAGAAGAUGUUAAGAAGGCUUUCACUAAGGACAAGGCUGAGAAUGGCCGCUCAGGAUUUUCUUCAUCCUCCUCCUCAACCUCCUUAAGAGAUGCUGCAACUAACAGGCAAAGAAAAUUGUGAAAAAAUAAAAAGCCUUUACAGAAAGUCCAAUGACCGAAUGCUAAACUUUAGAAUGGUAUGGUUUCUGGUGUGAUAAUGUUAGCAUUAGAAUGGUAUAGUUUCUGGGGUGAUAAUGUUAGUGUAUAUGAUUGACUCCUGCUAUCCUGCACACUUUUAGGUGGAAAGACCUCCCCAUGUAACUAGCAAAGGGCAGUACCGCAGUAUAGGUAGGAAAAGCUUCCUACUAUUGAAAGUGCUGUAGGGAAUUAUGUUUUUUAAGUAAAAAGAAUAUCUAGUGCAGAAUCUUCAAGCAGGCAAAGAAUAUGGCUGUGUACAAGUUUUGUGGUGAUUGCAUCUUCUUUCAGGUUAUUUUAGCUUGCAAGCAUCUAUUCAAACCAUUUUAUGAACUCCCAUGGUGCCAUUGGCAUAUCAGACCUAUGAUGGACAUUGUUAACAGGAAGAAUAAAACCUGGAAUAAUUC